Aspergillus clavatus NRRL 1 is the source of this 783-nucleotide messenger RNA. Its product is annotated as electron transfer flavoprotein subunit beta/FixA family protein. The transcript has 3 exons. Lineage: Eukaryota; Fungi; Ascomycota; Eurotiomycetes; Eurotiales; Aspergillaceae. The record is from RefSeq and is a predicted model, not a curated record. Gene Ontology annotation, molecular function: electron transfer activity. Gene Ontology annotation, cellular component: cytosol. The coding region runs from base 1 to 783 and encodes 260 amino acids.
AUGAGCGGAUUGCGAAUUUUGGUCCCCGUCAAGCGGGUGAUUGACUAUGCGAUCAAACCCCGCAUCAACAAGACGCAGACGGGCGUCGAAACCGCCGGCGUCAAACACUCGCUCAACCCGUUCGACGAGCUCUCGAUCGAAGAAGCGGUGCGCCUCCGCGAACGCAAAGGCCCACUGAAGGUCGAGAACAUCCUCGCGCUCUCCGCUGGCGGAGCCAAGUGCGCCGACACGCUGCGGACGGCGAUGGCGAUGGGGGCGGACCGCGCGUUCCACGUCGAAGUGGCGGACAGCAACGACGGGGGCUUGGAGCCGCUGACGGUCGCGAAGAUGCUGCAGGCGGUGGUGAAGCAGGAGAACAUCAACCUGGUGCUGCUGGGCAAGCAGGCGAUUGAUGGCGACCAGGGCCAGACGGGCCAGAUGCUGGCGGGUCUGCUGGGGUGGCCGCAGGCGACGCAGGCGAGUAAGGUGGAGAUCAAGGAUGAGCAGGGGACGGUGGAGGUCACGCAUGAGGUGGAUGGCGGUGUUGAAACGCUGCGGGCGAAGCUGCCCCUGGUGAUCACGACGGAUCUGCGACUGAAUGAGCCGCGGUAUGCCAGUCUGCCGAACAUCAUGAAGGCGAAGAAGAAGCCGCUGGAGAAGAAGAAGCUGGCGGAUUUUGGCGUGGAGGAUCAGCGGCGAUUGAAGACGAUCAAGGUUACUGAACCUCCUGCGCGCCAGGGUGGUGGAAAGGUCGAGGAUGUGGAUGGUCUGAUUGGCAAGCUCAAGGAGCUUGGUGCUCUGUGA